CCUUCGAACCCUCGAAAGACUUGGAACCACUCGCACUCCAACAUGUCAGAGAAAUUAUCUUUCGGUGCCCACAUGCUGGCCGAAUACGGACAUAAGAAAGGCGAAAACCACGGCGCUAACGGUCAAGGCAUCACAGAGCCCUUCGAAGCGGUGUCCAACGCUCGUCGCACUGAAUUGGGCUCUCGAAAUCAAGAGCUAUCCAAAUUCGUGCUUCUUAGAAACCUUGACGCUAACAGUGGAGCUGCCACUGUAUACGAGUUGUUCGCACGCGAUGACGAUACCGACUUUCAUUAUGGUAAAGGUUUGCUCGAUAUAUUUCCCGCAGGUAACAAAGCGAUUGCGGUGUUCAAGAACGAGGAAAUCGCCCAGAAGGCGAUAGAAAAAUUCCACGGGACUCAGUUUGGAUGGCAGACCAAGAGGGUCGAGCUCUGGUUCAUCGGCUCUAAGGAUCUUCCUGAAUCCGACGAAGAGUACUAUGGACCAGAUCUUUCUACUUUCCUUCACGACGAAAAGGAGAGCAGAAAAGUGAAGUCCCAAACAGUUCUCCUGACUCACUUGUCGAAUCAUCCUGAGAAAUGGCUAAAUCUUCUCCUCGAAAAAACCAUCUCCUACGUUCAGCGAGCAGACCCUUACGCCGAGGAUUCGGACGACGAAGAAUUCGACUUCGAUUGCACCUCUUCGUUCGUUGUGGACUCGGAAGCUGGAAUGAUUCUCGCGAAAUUUAAUCACAGAGACCACGCCGAUAAUUUCGUGGAAACGUGGAACGGGAGGUACUUCAAGAGUCGUACCAUCUACGCAACCAAGGUGUUGGACAAGGAAAUCGACGAGCUCAUCGAGGAGCACGAGCGCGCAAAGCAGAAGAGGGCCGCGAAGCCCAAAGGCGGUCUCUUCCUCCGGCCAAUCCACUAUGAUGUUACGAAAGAAGACGUGAUCUCCCUAUUCCCUAACUAUCAGAUCCACGACGUCCAUUUCCCACCCAGAGGUGGCUCUGCGAUUGUCUUCUUGGGUGCCGAAGAUGCAGAAGAGAUUGCCACAAAAUUCAGGUCCUCCCUCCGAUUGAAAGAUCGUAUAAUCGCCGUUUCGCUCUUCGAUUUCGAUAAGAAGAACAUGAGACAAAAUCCAAGAGAGCCUUCUCCAUCUGUCGACAGCCUCACUCAGCAGGCUUCCGGCUUGCAGAUCUCCAACGCGGGCGGUAAGAGGGGUAAUAGCCGCGGACGACCCAAGACCUUCGAUGUGGUCCUGAAAAACCUCCAUUUCGAAGCAACUGAAGAAGACAUACGAGAUCUGUUCUCCGGGUUCGACGUGCAGAGGGUGAGCUUUGCUAGGCCAGGGCUUGGGUUUGUAGCUCUACCUACUGUCGAAAAGCAGCAGCGUGCUAUUAACUUGAGUGGACAAAAAAUCCUGGGCCGCAAGGUUAUUGUGGAACCUGUUAGGGAUAAGUUUUGA
Molecule: messenger RNA, 1446 nt
Organism: Periconia digitata
Lineage: Eukaryota; Fungi; Ascomycota; Dothideomycetes; Pleosporales; Periconiaceae
Source: the annotation of a GenBank genome assembly